CGUGCCCACAAUCACUCCAUAGCCACACACUCACGUACAAGUGACACAGGAGAUAGAGCCACUGGGAUCCUCACUCCGAGCUCACCCUGCUUGCUCAGUGGCUGCCAUCCUAGACCGACUCCGUGUACCAGGUUACCAUAAAUCGCAAGCACCAUCAAGAGACAUGGGGGCAAAGGGGCCUUCGUCCCGCCUUCAGAAACUGCUCACUUGGUUGCUUGGAAAGCAGGACUGGAACCAGCACCUGGACCAGCUGCACAUGCUACAGCAGAAGAGGAUUUGGGAGUCUCCACUGCUUACAGCAGCCAAGGAAAAUGACCUAUGUAUCCUGAAGAAACUUCAGCUAGACCAGAACUGUGACUUCCGGCAAAGAGGAGCCCUGGGGGAGACAGCGCUGCACAUAGCGGCCCUCUAUGACAACCUGGAGGCUGCUUUGGUACUGAUGGAAAUUGCCCCAGACCUGGCCACAGAGCCCACUCUGUGUGAGCCCUUUGCAGGUCAGACUGCACUGCACAUCGCAGUCAUGAACCAGAAUGUGAACCUGGUGCGCGCCUUGCUCGCCAGGGGGGCCAGCGUCUCUGCCAGAGCUACAGGCUCUGCCUUCCACUGCAGUCCCCACAACCUCAUCUACUACGGGGAGCACCCUUUGUCCUUUGCUGCCUGUGUGGGCAGCGAGGAGAUCGUGCGGCUGCUUAUUGAGCACGGAGCUGACAUCCGGGCCCAGGACUCCCUGGGAAACACAGUCCUGCAUAUCCUCACCCUGCAGCCCAACAAAACCUUUGCCUGCCAGAUGUACAACCUGCUGCUGUCUUAUGAUUUAGGGGACCACCUGCAGCCCCUGGAACUUGUGCCCAAUUACCAGGGACUCACCCCCUUCAAGCUGGCUGGAGUGGAAGGCAACACCGUGAUGUUCCAACACCUGAUGCAGAAGAGGAAGCACAUCCAGUGGUCAUGUGGGCCCAUGACCUCCACCCUCUAUGACCUCUCAGAGAUCGACUCCUGGGGAGAGGAACUGUCCUUUCUGGAACUCGUGGUUUCCUCCAAGAAACGGCAGGCUCGCCAGAUCCUGGAACAGACCCCAGUGAAGGAGCUGGUGAGCCUCAAGUGGAAGAAGUAUGGGCGGCCCUACUUCUGCCUUCUGGGUGCCUUAUAUAUUCUUUACAUCAUUUGCUUCACCACGUGCUGCAUCUACAGGCCCCUCAAGGUCCGCGACAGCAACCGCACACAUUCUCGAGAUAACACCAUCCUCGAACAGAAACUACUACAGGAGGCAUAUGUGACUUACCAGGACAACAUCCGGCUGGUGGGGGAGCUGGUGACUGUCCUUGGGGCUGUGAUUAUCCUGCUUCUAGAGAUCCCAGACAUUUUCAGAGUGGGUGCCUCUCGCUAUUUUGGACAGACAAUCCUCGGAGGGCCAUUCCAUGUUAUCAUCAUUACCUACGCCUCUCUGGUGUUGGUGACCAUGGUGAUGAGGCUCACCAAUAUGAAUGGGGAGGUGGUGCCCAUAUCCCUGGCCCUGGUGCUGGGCUGGUGCAGUGUCAUGUAUUUUGCCCGAGGAUUUCAGAUGUUGGGUCCCUUCACCAUCAUGAUUCAGAAGAUGAUUUUUGGAGACCUGAUGCGCUUCUGCUGGCUGAUGGCUAUGGUCAUCCUGGGUUUCGCCUCAGCGUUCUAUGUAAUUUUCCAGACAGAGGACCCGACCAAUCUGGGGGAAUUCUCCAACUAUACCACGGCCCUCUUCAGCACCUUCGAGCUCUUCCUCACCAUCAUCGAUGCCCCUGCCAAUUACACAGUGGACCUGCCCGUCAUGUACAGCCUCACCUACUCCGCCUUUGCCAUCAUCGCCACGCUGCUCAUGCUCAACCUGUUCAUCGCCAUGAUGGGCGACACCCACUGGCGGGUGGCCCAAGAGCGGGAUGAGCUCUGGAGGGCCCAGGUUGUGGCCACCACAGUGAUGCUGGAAAGGAAGAUGCCCCGCUUCCUGUGGCCUCGCUCAGGUAUCUGUGGUUGCGAGUACGGCUUGGGAGACCGCUGGUUCUUGCGGGUUGAGCACCUCCAUGACCAGAACCCCUUGAGAGUGCUUCGCUAUGUGGAAGCUUUCAAAUCCUCAGAUAAGGAGGAGGGAGAGGAGCAGCCUUCUGAAAAACAGCCCUGCGGGACUGAAUGUGAAACUGCAUCCAGAGCCUCUCUAUCCAGGACCACAUCGCUAAGCAGCAGCAGCCACCGUGGCUGGGAUAUUCUUCGACGAAACACCCUGGGGCACUUGAAUCUUGGACUGGACCUUGGUGAGGGUGAUGUAGAAGAGGUCUACCAUUUAUGAUGAGGAUUCUUGUUGCUCUUCACCUGGACCCAGGUGGGCAUACAUGAGGACAGAGAAGGGGACACCUGCUUCUGCAAGGAUCUAAGUGCCUGCUAAUCAUGGGAGGAUGUAGACAAAUUAUUUUCUAGAGGAUAAUAUUUCACCCUUCCAAUUUCAGCAUUUCCAGAGAUGGACAGUACUCUAUUGUAUAUGUUGUGUAGGUUCUUUGAAGACAUCUUAAGAGUUUUUGAGCAAAGUUGAACUUGGCAACUGAAGACAUGGGAAAGAGAGAUAGAUUAACAUCUGAACCAACUUUCUUUUCUUCCCCCUUUUGGACAUAUAUAGGCACGAGAAAAAUAAUAAGCCCUGAGGCCUGUUUGAUUGUCUGAUUCCUCAGGGUUCACUGUGGUGACAGACAGUGUGGGCCAUGAAAGCCAUGGUCCUUCAUCUUUCCUCCUUACCCUGUUCCCUCCAUGGGACUCUCUCCUCACCUAGCAACCAAACCCCACCUAGAAAAAUGCAAGAAGAAAAAAUCCUUUUUUUUCUUGCCUUCAAAUUUUCUUUUACUAUGGCUAAAAUGCAUAUAAGAUCUCUCAUUUUGACCAUUUUCAGUUGCAUUAAAUGCAUCCAGACCAUUGUAUAACCACGAGAACUAUUCGUCUGCAGAGGCUGUUCAUCCUCUCCAACUGAAACUCAUACUCACUGAGCAAUAGCUCCAUGCUAUUCUUUCCCUUCCGUCUUCGAUAGCCAAGAUUUCACUUUCAGUCUGAAUUUACUCUAGAUGUUUCAUAGACGUAGGAUCAUGCAGCGUUAGGUCUAUUCAGUCUGGCUUAUUUCAUUUAGUAUAAUAGUCUCAAGGUUUCAUCCAUGCUGUAAUAGGUAUCGGAAUUCUCCUUUUUGAAAAUGAAAUGCAGACAUUCCAAUUGUCCACCCAUUCAUCUGUCAGCAGGUGUGGUGAAUAAUGCUGCUAUGAAAGUAAGAAUGCAUGUAUCUGUACUAGCUCUUGUUCGCAAUUUUUGUGAGGGGGGUGGAUAACUCAGUAAUCUGACUGUUGUACCAUACAGAAACCCCAUGUUUAAUUUUAUUUUGGCAUGGUGUCAUACUGUUUCCCAAAGAAGGUUUCACCAUUUUAUACUCCCUCCCAAACGGGUGUGAUACGGUAUCUCAUUGUAGUUUUGAUUUGCCUUUCUCUAAAGAUGAAGAUUGCCGAAUAUCUUUCAUGUACUAAUUUAUAAUAAUUGUUGUUCCUUUAUGUUUGUCCUUUGAGGGUCAGUCUGACAUAUUUGCAUCUCAUUUGCAUCGUGAUGUGGUUCUUAAUUAUGAGUGGUGAAUUAUGCCUUCUGUUGUCUGAAUGGCUCAAUCAUUCCUUCAGGUGCUUUCCGGCAGCUAAUCUUCCUUGAGCCUGAUGGUAAAGGCUCUUGCUUCAUGUCCUGGAACUUCUAUGCUCCACACACAUGAUCCUUUGCUCUUGGGCUGAAUUGCAUUCAUACAGAUCUGGCCAAUCCUACCAGAGGCAAACUUGGAACCAGAGGCCCAAGGCACCCAUGACAGAGGCUCCUAUAUGGCCUCCCUUCUGUUUCCAGCCCUGUGUCUCAUCUCACUUCUAUUGAUGCCUCUAUCAAAAAGUCCAGAUCAACUUUAAAGAGAAUUGUAGUCUGGAAGAUUAAAGAGAUAAGUGGAAUUUGGGAAACCUCAGAGAGCUUCACGCCAAUAGACAAACACAGAACAGUAUUGCCCAACAGAGGAUCACAGGAAUGUGUGUGGUGGCACGGGGGUUAAAAGUGCUGAGUCAUCAUGAUUCACCUUCUUGUAUUUUUUUUCUUCCUCUUCCACAGUGGAAGCACUUGGACGUCUGUGUGGUCUGUGUGCCAGGUCCAGUUCACUCUGCAUUGUCAGACACCGGUGAUAUUCCCAUCCCCACCUCUUCUGACCCUUCUCACUUGUGUCAUCUUCAAGCUCUCCUCCACAGCUCUGUCACAAAUUAAAUAUGGUGCAUUCUUUUAACGUCCUCUUUCAUCUCUACCUCUCCUUUGAACGGCUCCCCUAUCGUUUUUAUUUCCUGCUCACAGGCAGUUUCCCUGGCUUUUUGCUGUUUCCUCAACCUAUCGUGGUCUGACCUGGGCUUCUCCUGGGUGUUGAUUCCACUCUUGUUCCCUCCCGGAAGUGAGAACCACUGAGCCACCUUGCUUUUGCUCAAACUCUGUAGAUUCUAGUUGACUAUUCGUCACUUUUCACCUUCUUGUGUUUUGCCACUCCUUUAAAUACGUUUGGUCCACAGGUCUCUGUGUUUUUCUACCUAGGCAGCUCCACUACUGACAUAGAUUAUCCACGUGUAAGCUCAUAACUUACAAGUGCCUAUCUUCAGCUUAGAUCUGUCUCUUGAGCUUCAGGCGUGAACAACUUGGACAGCCAGCGAUUGGACCGCUCUCCCUGGAUACUUCAUGGACACCUCAAGCUCAUCAUGUUCCUAACUGGGUAGCUUUUCCUCCUCACCAAACCUGCUCCUCCACCGGCAUUCUCAGCCAAACAGGUGGGAACUCUGCAGGGAAAGUUGCCUAAACGACAGUUCCAGGUGUCAUCCUCAGUACUUCUGUAGUUACCUCUCAUUGCCUCAGAUUUCAAAUAAUCUGUUCUCUAAACCACCAUGCUUAAAAAUAACUAAUUUUGAUUAGAUAGGAAAAGGAGCUAUCUUACUAUUGCUCCAGCUCCUUAAGUACUUUCCCUAUUCACUAGUAAUAAUUCGUUAUUUAUUUACCAUUCCCAAAACAUUACCAAUCUACUCAAGCACAUAUAUGCACAUACUUCUGUUCAAAACAUAAAACGAUAACAUUUUAGAAAGAUGAUUCUUGCUUAUCUAGUCUGAUAGAUGUUGGAACUGUCCCCAUAGCAGUACAACAUUAGAAAAACUCUCCCAGGGUCAUGUGCAGUGUUGUUACACACCUAUAACCCCAGCACUCAGAUGAAGCAUGAGUUCAAAGCCAGCCUGGGCUACAAAGUGACACCUUAUCUCAGGAAACAAAACAACUAUGAAGGCUUCCAUUUGUUUUCACCUAUACGAGCUCCUGCCAUUCUUCUGAGUAGGCCACCAUCAUCUCCCCCUCUGCAUCGCAUCAGCACGCUCCUUGCUGCUCUUUUUGCCUGUGGUCUUGAUCUUCUCCAAUGAACAGUCUAUGCUGCAGCGAGAUUGUCCUUUGUCAGAUACAGCUCCUGCUUCAAAGGAUAGUCUUUGGCAAGCCCUGCUGUGACCUGACUGCCAGCAGCCGCCUCAACUCUACAAGUCCCCCAUUUAGAACUAUCAUCCCGCAACAUGUAUAAUGUUUAGUUCCUAGAUACUAAUUCUUUUUCCUUUCAACCUUUAUGACUUAUGGAUAUUCCUACCUGCCUGCAUUCAUUGUCCCUUCCAUCUUUGUGAUUUUUUUUUAAAUUCAGUCUAUUGGUCUCAGGUUAAAGAUAUUUGAUGUGUGUGUACGCAUGUGUACGCUGGAGAGUUGGUUAGUCCCUGACUCCCAGACUAGGUUAUAGAGGACCUAUUCUAUGUUCCUAGACCAUUUAUAUUUUCUUCUGUGUGUUAUUGACCUCUUCUGCACUUUAUUGCAUUUGUUUCUUUAGAUAUCUGUUUUUCUUAGUAGGCUACAUGUGCCACAAAGGCAAAAUCAUGUCCAUCUUGUUCACUAUU
Messenger RNA from Jaculus jaculus (lesser Egyptian jerboa), 5969 nucleotides. Its product is annotated as transient receptor potential cation channel subfamily V member 5. The record is from RefSeq and is a predicted model, not a curated record. Gene Ontology annotation, biological process: calcium ion import across plasma membrane. Lineage: Eukaryota; Metazoa; Chordata; Mammalia; Rodentia; Dipodidae. Gene Ontology annotation, molecular function: calcium channel activity; protein binding. The transcript has 15 exons. The coding region runs from base 164 to 2314 and encodes 716 amino acids. Gene Ontology annotation, cellular component: membrane.